UAUUAUAGUAUUGUAGUACUAUUGUCCGAUGUCCGAAUUCAACACAUUUGUCCGAAGUUUUCCAAUUUUACGGUUGUAAACGUUUCAUUUCCGACAGACAGUCAUCACUCGACGAGGAUUACAUUAGCAAUAAUCCAAUAGCAAUUGAUAAAAGGCCCAAUCCAUUUUCCGACGGACGGCUGUCGUGCUGCUCCGUUCUCUAAAAAAACACACCGUGUCGACGACGACGACGACGACAACGACAACGACGACGAAGACUCACGACUAGGUACUAUUUUCCUUCACAUUUCUUCGCUGUCGGUUUCGGCAACAUUCUCCACACGCCCACGGUAAGAGGAGAGACAUCUUAUACGAGUGACACAGUGAGUGAAUCGCAGGUUGUCGUCACCAGCGGAAUACCAGAUAAUCUCUCAGGUAUUGAUAAAUAAAAUUAUUUGAUGCACUACAAUCAUUAAAAAGAAAUCAUGGAUUCUAUAGAUAACAUGAAAGUUGAACCAUCUAGUCCAAUACAAAAUACAAAUCUAUUUAGUCGAUAUAGUAGUGGAAGUUUCCUACAUCCUGGACAUCAUAGUAGUAUCAGUAGUCAUGAAGAUGAUGACAGUGAAGACAAAGGUUCACCAAAUAAUUACACAGAAGGGCGACGAGAAGCUCAUAGCCAAUCUGAAAAAAAACGUCGCGACGCCAUAAAAAAAGGCUAUAAUUGUUUACAAGAUUUAGUUACAACUUGUCAGCAAACAGAUAGCAGCGGUUACAAACUAAGCAAAGCAACAGUGUUACAGAAAUCCAUAGAUGAUAUACAAAAUUCACUGUGGCAAAAUAAAAAAAAAGAAAAAGAACGAAAUGCUUUACGAAAAGAAGUUGAUGCAUUACGAAUAAUGCUAGCUAAUUACGAACAAAUAGUAAAUGCUCAACAAAUUUCAAUGGGUCACGUUGAUGCUAGAAUACCCGAUGAAGAAAAAUUUCAAAUGUUUCAGAAAAUUAUCGAUGGAUUGUUUUUUACAUUUUGUGAUAUUAAUGUAAAAAAUUUUACUGAACUUUCUGCUUGCAUGUUCAGUUGGCUUGAAGAACACUGUAAACCUCAGACAUUACAAAAUUUAAUAGAAACUAUUCUUGAAAAGGAACCUAAGAGUCAUACAACUACAUCAUUCGACAAAACUUCACCAUAAAGUAUAUUUCAUUUCAUUUAUUUUAUUUUUUACCAAGUAUCAGAUUAUUAUUGUAAAAUGUUUAAUUAUAUUAAUGUAAAAUGUUUAAUUAUAUUAAUAUAAAAAAUUUUUAUAAAUAUAAAUAUUCUAUUGAUAGAACAGCUAGUAAAUAUUAUUAUUGUUUAAACAUUUUGUGUAUCAAUGUAUGUAUACAGUUAAAAUAAUGAAUUAUAAUUUUAUGCUUGAUAUUGCAUGCUACAGUGAACAAUUAUAAACAUGUGUACCUACAAUUUACC
Metopolophium dirhodum (rose-grain aphid) is the source of this 1441-nucleotide messenger RNA. RefSeq names its product max-like protein X. Bases 465 to 1166 code for a protein of 233 amino acids. NCBI's taxonomy places the organism in Eukaryota, Metazoa, Arthropoda, Insecta, Hemiptera, Aphididae. The transcript is spliced from 8 exons. Gene Ontology annotation, molecular function: DNA-binding transcription factor activity, RNA polymerase II-specific; protein dimerization activity; RNA polymerase II cis-regulatory region sequence-specific DNA binding. Gene Ontology annotation, cellular component: nucleus. The record is from RefSeq and is a predicted model, not a curated record. Gene Ontology annotation, biological process: regulation of transcription by RNA polymerase II.